ACGGCCGCCUCGCGGAUUCUCAUCGCACGGCAGGGGGUAGCGGGAGCCACCACGGGGGCGGGGGUGGGCUUGCCCCUGCUUCUUCUCGUUGUUGCUCUUCUUGACGAUCUCACGCACGCGACGACGGCCGCGCCGGUGGUACUCGAAUCAUUGAAUAGCGUCGAAUACCCAGCCGACGUUACUACGCUCGUUUACCUGCCAUCGCGAUCGUACGAUUAUCCGUUCGCGCCGCGCCCGUUCCGGAGGGCGAUUAAGCGCGCGUCCAGUCCUAACGACGUCGGUGCCGAAGGUCACGCGAAUCAGGGAACUCUGGAUCAUCUUACAUUGGCGACGCGCCUUUCACCUUCGUCCGCGCCGCCCUUGACGUCACCCCUGUCAUUAACGUCGCCGUUAUUGUUGACACCGCCGCUGUCGUCGUCGUUGUCGCCUCCGACGUUAUCGAGUCCGUCGCCGUCUUUAACGCCGUUGAAUACCGUCGUCGUCGUCGUCAGACAUCGAGAUAUUUCCGUUCUAACGACGCCGAGUCAUGACAACGAGAACGAAGGGAUCGCAGCGCGACGAGGAAGAGCGAAGCGAGCAUCGAUAAGCAAGAGAUCGAAGCUGAAAGAUCAACCCUCCCCGAACUUCAUCGACCCUUGGCCGCUGGAGGCAUGGCGACGUGUUAACGAACACCCUCCGCAAUCUCGCAAAGUGGAACCCGUCCCGUCAAUCGAUGAAGGGAUUCGCCCUGCAGUCCAGACUUUCACUCCGCUGUUAGAACCUGUCUUCAAGUUUGGGGAAUCGAUAUUGCGUCCGGAGAGCUCCCUGCGAGAUAUCCUACUUCACGAAAGUGCUUCGAAGACAACGGCGACGACGACGACGGCGGUGGUGGCGACGGCGGGAACGAUCGCGCGGAACAUCGCGUACCUCGGUGUGACUCAACGAGCCGGAAGCAUCGUGCCCGAGAAAAAUGAUGUCGACAGAGUGACCGAAGACCGAGUGGAAGGUGAUAAGAGCGGUAAGAAGUUGGUGCUCGUGGGAAACGAGAAUAAUGGUGCGGUCGUAGGUGGUGGUGGUAGUAGUGUCAUCGAGUGGACCACGACAACAGUCGCCGGGCCGAUGUCAUCGUCGCGGUCGGCGUUCUCCGGAGACGAUGUGCAGGUGGCCGAGCGUGUAAGGGUGCGCGCGAGUUCCGAGCGAAGCUCAUCGAAGGGCGAGGAAGACGACGAGGAGCAGAUUAAGGUCACCAUCGCGCGCGACAACGAAGAUUCGUUUACAUCGUCGACGUCGACGACGACGACGACGACGACGACGACGCAGCAUCCACCACUGACUCAAGACACCUCUAUGGAAGCACUGGGUGCGAGCGGCUACAUCGUCUCGGCGGCGCUCGUGCUGAUAGUCGGAGCACUGGUGGGUGUCCUGGCGACGAUAUCGCGUCAUCUUCAUCAUCGUCGGCUGUUGGUGCAUGAGCCGGUUCCUCCCGGCUCUGCCUCCUCCGCUUCUGCCUCGAUUCUUCACCACCAUCAUCGGCAUCAUCAUCAUCGUCACCGUCAUCGUCGUGAGGAGCCACCGCCGCCGCCGUUACAGCGCUGUCUUCUACUGCAGGAUCAUUAUCGUUAUCCUGAUACACCCAUGCUGUCGGUGAGCCAAGGAAUGGAGGUCGGCAGCAGCGGACGCGGUGCAUCGGCGGAAGAUGACCCGACCGCCGGUGCGGUCGGCGGUGGAGUCGGUGGCGGCGGCGGUGGCGAUGGCGACGAGGCCAGGAGGCGUCGAGAUAUGCAGGCGGUGAUGAUCGCCGCGGCGAGGGAUCGCGCGAUCCGCGCGGAGAGCGUCCGGCAUGAUCUCGCCCUCAACCUGCCGCCGCGGCUCGAGCUCCCGGACGGGGAGGAGCAUCCGUACGGGGCGCACCCGGAUCUUCACCUCCGUAACCCGGAACAGGAGAGCGAGAUUUAUCAGAAGUGCGUGCGGGCGCCGCCGAAUCGCACGGUGUUCGAUAGCGAGAGUCCGCCGCCUUAUCGGACGCCAAGUAGCAGCCAGCACCUUCACCCGGGGCUGCUCGACAUGCCCGGCGAUCGGGUGACGCGGAGUCAGAGCCCCAGCAGCAGCAACUUGUUGUUGAACACCGCGCGCUCGAUGUUCAAGAUGUUCCCGAGCCAUACGACGCCAUCGUCGACGUCGAUGCCGGUCAACAAACCGCCCUUUUCUAGUUAUUCCGAGUCCAGUAGUAACGUGAGCAGUAAUCUGAGCAGUAGCAAUCUGUCCAACAUCACCGUGGUGCCCUGCGAAACCGACGAAAGCCGGCAAGAGCAGCAGCAGCAGCAACAGCAGCAGCAACAGCAACAGCAACAACAGCAACAUCAACCCCAGCAGCAGCAGCAAUUCCAUCAGAAGGUUUGAUCCGCGGCGUCCUCCUUCCUUGACGCCGUUGUCGUCAUUGUCGCAGCUGCAUCGUCCGACUUCGAAAACGAACGACGGUUCUCAAGAUCGUUCUGCGCGACUGCAACGACAACGACGAUGCCCUUCAAGACUGACUCACGGGAGAAGCUUCAACAUAGGAUAAAUUCCAUCGGUCGUGUUCCAUCGUGUUCAACAACGUGUAUCGCAUACGCGCGAGAAAAUGUAAUAUCGUCCCGGCUGGUGGUAUCCUCGUUGGAUCGUUCUUCUGGUGUUCUUCUAUAAUGAAAGAAAGAGAGAGAGAGAAAGAGAGAGAGAAAGGGUCGUCCGUUCGUGGCCUAAAGGAGGGCCGGCGGAAGUGUAAAGAAGCCGGCUCCUGGUAGUGACUGAAAAAGUUAAAAUCAGUCAUCAAAGACUGCGCUCAAUCGUCGUGCGUUGGUUCGCGCCUGUCCUCUUUUUGUUUUAUCCUUCGACCGGGAGAAUCGAUGCGCCGUCGCCGCCGCCGUUAUUGACGCGUCUCAUUGUGCAAUUCCACACGCGGCCAGUGUCUAGCCUAGAUCUCAGAUUAUUUCAAAAGCGGUGGCAUGAGGAUUACGGCGUCGGGCGUGAAGAGGAUGGGAAGCAGCGCAGAAAUGGACGGGUCGAAAGCCCGGCGCGUGGAAAACGGCGUUACCAACGCGCGACGCAAAGCGGCGAUGGCCUACCCUGGAACGAGGGGCUCUCCCUGUCCGGGAAUUAGACGGCGAGAAGCUUCACUUCGAGGAGAAACGGGGUGCGAGGUUCGCGACUCGCGCGACACCGAUUCGGCGACGAAGCGGAUUCCCGCCGGUCACCCUCUUCCAGCUCUCGAUCGGAGGCUCUGAUCGUCGGACAUCGCGGAAGUUUGUUCAUCGCGACGAAGACUUAGUAAAUUAUUUAUUGUCGAUAUAACAUUUUAUUCGCGACGGGCGGCUGCUGCGCGACGGCCGGACGGGGCAAGUGUGGUUUCACGCGAUGGUGGUUGUGGAGGAAAAAGGAGAGAAGAAAAAAAACGGACGAACGGGACACGAGUUGAGUAUGAGCGAAUUCGUUCGGUUGCGUGAGUGCGAGACCAGGCGUGCGUACGAGUAAAUGCAAGCGCGCGUGUGUGUGGAACGAGUAGAACGAAAGACGCGCAAGAGGCGCGGCUAAUUGCAAGGUCGAGAGGAAAAAAAGGAAGAAAAAAUAAAAAAGACAGAGAAAGAGCCGGGACCCGCGCGCGCUCGCGCUCGCGCGUGUUUGUGUAUGCGUGUGAGAAGUUGUGUAGGGGGAUAAUGUAGUGCCAAGAGUGAAAACGGGGACUCUGUACAUAUUAGGCUAGGUAGUUCAAUAUCAAUAUACUUAUUACGACUAAAAAAAAAACGAUAUGCUACAUACCGAUUUAAAAGUAAAACAUCAAACAUACGUUACAAACACGCAUACCAUUAAAAACACGAGAUGGCCGGCCGUACGAAACUAUAAUGGGACGCGCACGCACACACCUCCGACAAAUGUAUAUUCUUCUGGCAAAGUCAAAGUCGAUUAUGUUCUACCUCGAAUGCUAUGUGUACUUGAAGCAAUCAACAACGUCGAGAAUCUUUUCCGGCAUAGAGAUUAGAUAUAAUUAUAAGGGAAAUUCGUCGAUCUCUUGUUUAUUUUAAAGAUUAUGUGUUCGUGAUCAUUACAUGUUUGAUCAUAAUCAUAACUAGCAAAUCGAUGUACUGAUAAUUUAUUUGAAAAAGUUAAAAAGGAGAGUUAUAUAGAACGGAUGGUCAUCUGUUAUCGCGUUACAUUGAUGCGUAAUUUCUAGAAUAAAGUAAGAGUUUCGAAAUUUCUUGCAACUCAAAUAGCUGGAAUGGAAAAGAUUAAUUCCUCCAAUCAGCAUUGCGUUAACUACCGUAUAUGUUCUUUCUCUUUAGAUUAGAAUUAUAUAUUAUAAUAUACACAGGGAGGAAAUAUAAAUACGAUUGCUUGGCACGGUUACAUCGAUAUUUCUGGUUAAACUAACUCUUGUUGUUAGCAAUUGCCUAUCUACUAAGUUAUUCGAGUGUAAAUAUAACAAAAAGAGAGAAAGAAAAUUUAGUUCAUCAACAUAUUGAGUUAAAUCCAAUCGACGUUAAUAUAACCGGUUAAUUAACGAUCGACCGUAGUGCAUUCGUGCAUCGAGGAAGAAUCGAAUGAUCGUUAUUUGUUCGAUAAACAUUUGUUUUGCAGACAGAGUACGUUUGUAAUGGCGGCGUGCAUACAAGAAUAUAUUUGCAAUGCAAAUCUAUGAGAAUGCGCAUCCCUUUCGCGUUCCGAAUGGCUCGCCCUGUGUCCGACAUAACGCUAUCUUUAUUAUUAUUCAAAUAGAUAAGGCCUCAGUUUUGACAAAAUAGGACGAGUUCUGUUCGAACGAGGAUUCGAGUUUGAUGACGCGUUUUGUAGUUUAACAAAUAACCACAUUUCAUAUAUAUUUAUAUAUAAUUAUAUAUAAUUUAUUCUCAAAAAUUGAUGAUAAAUCUUAAACUUCAAAGACAUAGAUAUAUUAUAUAUCAUCAAUGGUUGAUUACAUGGUUUAAUAAAUCAUUAAACGUAAUUCUUAUCAGGAUUUCUUACUUUUAAAAUACUUCUAGUACUGUCUCUCGUAAAAUAUAGAUGUUUAAUUAAAUUUUCAAGACUUAUAAAAUCAGCUAGGUCGGCUUGUACGGAAAUGCCUUGUCAACUUUGAAUCUCAGUUUCGAAACAGAGCGAAUCACUCGAUUUAUUUCAUGAGAAGUCACCAAUUAUUAUUGUAUUUCUUAAGGGUCCGCGACGCAGGGAGAAAUUGCAAUGAAAUUAUACCGAUACGUUUCCCUUUGUGAUUACGGAUCGUGCGUGGCGUACGAGGAAUGCGCGAGACAGGAGGGAAGGUGGCACGCGUAGAGCGGAAUAAUCUCUCGUGUGCACUCUUUGUUGGCGUUAAUUUCGCGAGCUUCCGCUUCGUUUCCGAGGAGAUGCCUUGGUUGGCGCCCUACGAUAUCCGUUCGGAAUUCUGUUAAGUGCACGAAAUUUUCUCAUUUAUAUCACCGCCCGUGCGUAUCCGCGACGCCGAUUUCGUCAAAUCGCUCGACACAAGAUUCAGCAUUCGACGUGCGUGAAAGUGUAAUAUCCUGACGACGAGGUCCUAAUCAUCGUUAACAAAUUCUUCCUGAGAAAGAGGAAAAUUGUAAAUUUCAAUCUUCGUGAAAGUGUCCGGGCAAUUACGCCCGCACGGCGACACAUUGUUUCGUUUCAUGUUCAUUAAGUCGCUGUGUGGCGAGUCGAGGGAAAAAAAAUAUCGUCUUUCUGUUUCACCUUUGAGAUGUGUUCACGCGCAUGCAAUAUUAGGCGACGAGGUUUAAUUGUAUUGUACGUAAAUUACAAUUAGCGCGUGUGCGGAGCGAAGCGAUCAAAGAGGAAUAUAUUGGCAAAGAUGUUUCUUUUUUUUUCUUUUCGAAUUCUCACUUCUGUAUUGCCCUUCUCCAUUCGUCUUUCAUCGUCCGUUGAUCACAAUCUCGUUGUCUCGCGCACGCAUUCACUUUUUUCUGCAGUGGGAAAAAUAAACCGUACGUAUAUGUGUACUCUCGGGAGACAGAUAGAUUGUGACGAGCGUAUUAUAGAAGACGAAACGCGGAGGAGAGCGGAGCACAGAAGGGAGUUCGAGAAAAAAAAACGUUGUAUAAUUCGAAGGGUCCUGUGCAAGUUUUGGUUAAAUUUGCGACGUCGUCGACUUAGAUUGAAUUUAAAACACGACGACGCGAGCGCGAGAUAUUUUAGACGAUAAGUUCUAGGCGAAGUGAAAUUUUUAGCAAGCUAUUGUCGAUUACUAUUAUCGCUAUCAGACAUCGUGAUAUAUCUAGCAAUUUGUUAAUUGGGAUUUGAUGAGAGGUGCGAGAUGUAUGAGUAUAAUCGUGGCCUUUCGACACGAGAGAGAGAUAGAGAGAGAGAGAGAGAAAGAGAGAGAGAGAGAGAAAAAAAAGAGAGUAAUGAAAGCGAUCCUGGAUGAAAUAUCCUUUUGCCCAUCCGAAUUCACGGUUCAAUCUUCGAGAUUGCUAUUUUAAGUUAUUUAAAAGCCAAAAUAACAUAUUUUUUAUACAAACUAAUUGUUUAGCAAACCGCUCGGCUCACAAAAUUAUCAACAAAACGCUUUAAGCGUUCGAAAGAAAAGAAAUAGAAGUAUUUAAUUAAUAUAUACAGUUUAAAUCAUCGUGUUAUCGAACUGAGCGAAUUUCGUAAAUAACUCUUAUCGAAUGCCGCACUUCGCGCAAAUAAAAUUCCAUUCUCAGCAAUCUCAUCGUAACGCGAGGCUGGCUUGAUCGUGACACCGUCCGCGAUUGUCGCAGUGCGUCAGCAGACCCGCGGCGAAUCGAAACCGUAAUGUUUCAAAGUCCAUUGCAAAAUACAAGCAAAGAAGCAAUAAGAUAAUGGAAAUGUGUCGGAAGCGGAGACUAACGGUCAAUUGGAGCUGCAAGUUCGACAGUAAAAGAACAAAAUUGAAGAUACAGCCAGUCUUUUACUUUUAACAAUUUAGAAAAAAUGUGUCAUAAGUAAUAGUUAAUGAAAUUAGAUUCUUUUUUUUUCCUCGACUUCGAAAACUGUUUUUCUUAAUGUGUUCUUAAUCGCCAAAAGUUUUCGCUUCGCAUUUCUAAUUGAUUUUUCGUCAUUACGACGGGCUUUCGGAAUUAACGGCGAGACGAUCGAUCUGCCGAAUGAUCUGCAGCUCUCGCGCACGGUUAAAAUCAAAGGUGCGAGAUCAAGCCGGCUGCUGCCAAUUAAUCUAGUCACGUUGAGCCGUGCGUCCGGGUCAGGGAACAAUCGCGGCCGCCGAUUUCACCGAUUCCACCGAUUCGGAUAACACAGCCGAUACUAUUGUCCUUGUCGGCGAAUUAUAGCGGCGGAAAGGAUAAGAUACUCUCUCUCUUAGGCGCAAUGUGAUUUCCCAAGGUGUUCCAAAAUAACUCGCGUCCUCCCUCCGGCGAAAUUGUGACGCGGAGCGGAGCGGUUGCAAGGCAAGGGGUCAAAAGCGGUGUCCCCCCUUUUUUAAAAGCUUUCGUUUCUAAGCUGUAAUUAUAAUUGUACUGUUGAUAAGAUCGGUAUGUCUAGUCCCUCGCGGUGGAAGGGAGGUCGAGAGAGAGAUUCGCCAUUGUCCCUCUCGCGAAAUCCACCCUAUAAGUCUUUCGACCAAUCGAUCCUAAUUUUUUUUUCCUUUAUCUCUUCCUUCCCUCGAGUCACCCCUGGCAUGGGUCUGUCUGAUCAAUUCGAUUCGCGACUUUGCAUCCAAUUAAUUUCAUAUGAAUUGAAUCGUUUCGUCACCCCCAGUUUUCUUGGUUCUCUAAUGAGUUUUAAUUAAUCGAAGAAAAAUUGCGUUUCGUGUUGUACGACACUGAGGAUCAAAGAAUUCCGGAAGCAUUGACGGGUGCAAAAUUGCGAGUCGAAUUAAACGAAUGAAAUCACCCUAGGAAUGUCUCGCCGUUGUUCGUAGGUACGUUGCGUCCUGCAGUCAGCCCUCCUACUGUUGCGUGCUAAUAAGGGAAGCUCGUAACAUAAGACUCUUUCUUACAAACGUUUUACGUUCACAAAAAAAAAACGGAAGAAAUCGGUGAGUCAUAUAUCACGAGCUCUCAUCUUAUCAGUGCAAAAGUGUUAUCCGAGAAAGAGAGAAAGACAGAGAGAGAGAGAGAGAGAGAGAGAGAGAGAGAGAGAGAAGUGCGUUGCAGAGGAGCGUGACAAAGGCAGAAAUCACUGAACUUUGUACAUAUUGGAAAAUGUGCUUUCCCAUAUAGUUCUUACAUAAAAGUCAGUC
Messenger RNA from Temnothorax curvispinosus, 8176 nucleotides. Its product is annotated as mitochondrial distribution and morphology protein 34-like. The transcript has 4 exons. Gene Ontology annotation, molecular function: R-SMAD binding. Lineage: Eukaryota; Metazoa; Arthropoda; Insecta; Hymenoptera; Formicidae. The record is from RefSeq and is a predicted model, not a curated record. Bases 1099 to 2379 code for a protein of 426 amino acids. Gene Ontology annotation, biological process: negative regulation of transforming growth factor beta receptor signaling pathway. Gene Ontology annotation, cellular component: Golgi membrane; early endosome membrane.